AUGCAUCUCGACCUGAGUGGGCAGUUCGGAGACGAGGAGACAGUAGAUGUGGAGGGCGCGUCACGCAUCGGGUCAGCAGGCUUCUUUCGUGUGGCCUCGCACCGGGCCAUCUACAUCCACCAUCUGCUCUCCUUUGGCUUCUCUGUGCUCUACAGCGAUAUCGACAUCGCCUUCCUCCACAACCCCCUCCCCUUCUUCCAAAAACCCGACCCUAUCCUUCCCACUGAUGCUGCUUCUGCUUCUGCUUUUGACGCUCAUACCAACGACUUGGACUUUGACUUGUUUCUAAGCUUCGACCGCUAUAAGGAGCAGCCGUCGCCGUAUACAGAGCCAAUCGAUCCAUACUACCUCAACGGAGACCGAACCUUCUGCACCUGCCUACUCUUCUUCCGCCCCACUCUCGCCGCCAAGAGCCUCGUGGGCAACUGGGCGUUUCGCUUGGCGAAGCUGGGUCGGCAGGGGGGGAUGGACCAGACUCAGUUCAAUCUGGUGAUGCAGUGGAUGCACCAAAGAAAGGUGCUGCCUCGGAUUGGUGUGCUGCCGCCGCUGCAGUUCCCGUCUGGGCAGCUGAUGGCGCAGCAUUGGGAGGAGUUUGAGGAGGUGCAGCCGAGAGUGGUGAUGGUACAUGCGAAUUAUCUGACUGGGAAGGAGGCGAAGAUCAAGGGGUUGAAGAAGGCGGGUCUGUGGCGGGUGAAGGUGAAAGAGCAGGGCAAUGCAACAGUCGCUGGUUCUGCUGCUUCUGUGGCUAGGGUCCGUGAGAAGGAUGAGGGUGCAAGGAUGGUGGGAGUGGGGAUAGAGGAAAGCAGCACAGGGAGCAGGAAAGAGGGCAAGGACCAGACACGGGUGGGAAGCGCUGGUGGAAGAGGUGGGGAGCGGGAAGGGGGUUGGGAGGCGAGGGUACUAGCAGCAGUGGAGCCGUGGGUGGGGGAGCAUUUGCAGAAGAUGGAGGAGGGGGCGAUGGGUGUUGUGAUAUCUGCUGGGUUGGUGAUUGUUGCACGCACCCUCCCCUUGUUGCUCCCAUCACCGACCCCUCCCCCAUACCUACCCGGUUCCUCCACUCCACCAUCACCUCUCAUCCAUCUUGCCAGACAGACAUGUGGGUGUGACCCACAUAGGUCACACCCCACCUUCCCUUACCGGCCUCUUGUUGCUCCCAUCACCGACCCCUCCCCACGUAAGGCACACCCCUUCUCCCCAUCACCUCGCAUCUGCAGGCCAGGAGUUGCGGUUCCGCAACUGGCUCGAUCAAAUCAGCCUCAUUCCUCCUCCCCUUGCCGCCCUCUUGUUGUUACUGCCACCCUGCCAUCACCAACCCCUUCCCAUGCCAGUCCUCCCCAUCACCUCCCAUCUGCAGGCCAGGAGAGGAGUUGUUAUUCCGCAACUGCCUUGCUUGCCCACAUGAGGCUCAUCCCUUCCCUUACCAGCCUCUCCUUGCUGCAUCACUCACGUGUCCCUCGUCAUGCCUGGUUGCCCACCGUCAUCCCCCCCACACAUUCAGGCCAGGAGUUGUUAUUCCGCAACUGGCUGAACCACAUCACCCGCAUUCCUUCCCUCGGGAGCGCUAUCCUCGCCUCAGUGCCUCCUCAGAUGCGCACGCCAGGCGGCCAUGUGAUUACUCGCUCCCAUGAAAGCGUGUCUCCCCGAGUGGCCAGAGCCACAUGCCUGCUGCUGCCGCCCCUGUUGAGCCACCUCACAUCACAACGACAUCAACUCGCUGUGGCUGCGGGACGCACGCCCCUACUUCCCACCAUCAUUCUAUUUUCCCAUAGCUCUCUCUUCACUCUUUCUUCCCCUUCGCCCCCAUUCGUGCCACCCUGCACCCUCCCCUCCAUGUCCUCCCCUCCAUGUCCUCCCAGCGACAUCAACUCGCUGUGGCUGCGGGACCCACGCCCCUACUUCCCGCCAUCCCACUCCCUCGUGCUGCCCUCCCUCUCCCACCAAGACCAACCACAGCAGCAGCAGCAACAGCAGCAGCAGGCAGAGGCACCAGCAACACAAGGGGCACAAGGGGCAGCAGGGAAGGGGAUGGGAAACGGUGCGGAGCAGGAAGGUGAGGGUGGGGGUAGCACACGGAAAGCAGAGGCACCAGCGAUUCAAAGUGCAGAAGGGGCAGCAGAGAAGGGGCAAGGAAACAGCACAGAGCAGCAGGUGGGAGAGGGUAGGAACAGCACACAGCAAGCAGAGCCACCAGCAACGCAAGAGGGAGAACGGGCAGCAGAUAAGGAGAUGGGAAAAGGUAUGGAGCAGAUGGGUGAGGGUGAGGGCAGCACGCAGCAAGCAGAGGCACCAACGCUGCACGGGGCACACGGGGCAGCAGAAAAAGGGCUGGGAAACAGUACGGAGAAGGUGGGUGAGGGUGGGGGCAGCACUCAGCAAGCAGAGGCACCAGCGCUGCCACACGGGGUGAAGGGGCUGCAAAAGAGUACAGAGAAGGUGGGAGAGGGUGAGGGUGGGGGCAGCACGCAGCUAGCAGAGGCACCAUCGUCGCACGGGGCACACGGGGCAGCAGAGAAGGGGCUGGGAAACAGAACGGAGCAGGUGGGUGAGGGUGGGGGUAGCACUCAGCAAGCAGAGGCACCAGCAGCGCAACGAGCAGAAGAGAGGGAACUGAGAGAGACUGCAGAGAACAAGGGUGGCAGCAGCACACAGCAGGCAGAGCCUUCAGUACCUUCCAACACCACCUCCCUCACACCCUCCCUACUGGGCAGCACACAGCAGGCAGCGGCCCCUGCACCCCCUAACACCACCGCCCUCGUGCCAUCCUUUCUAGGGUCCCUCUCUCCAUGGCUCAUGGCUCUUCGCCCCUCCCCUGCUGUGCAAGCCAUGGUGCACCGCUGGGCUGACAGGGCUUUAAGAGGUUAUCAGAUUGCAGAAGCAGCAAGGGAGGGUGGUUCGGGUGUCUUUUCUGGUCCGGAGGUUCUCAAACGGGCACUCAACAAUGCUGUGGCUGAGAUGGUUCGGGAAGCUAGGCUUGUGGGAGUGGAGGAGGAUGGGAGGAGUGGAGGUUCGGCAGGAGGCUUGGAUUUAAGUACGGGAGCAGGCAUGGAUGCAGGUAGGGGAGGAGGCACAGGAGAUACAGGAGAGGAGCCAAGGGGAGCAAGCGUGGUGGUGCUUCCAGAGCAGUUAUUCCCGCCUGGGUGGAAGGUGGUGGGGGAUAGGGCAUGGUUGGAGGCGCAUAGGAAGGAGAUAGUGGCCGUGCAGGUGAGCUGUGGGGAGGACAGCAGGCAGCAGGAGGUUUGUCUGCGAGACAUGAACUUUUGGUUGUAA
Closterium sp. Naga37s-1 is the source of this 3267-nucleotide messenger RNA. The record is from the annotation of a GenBank genome assembly. NCBI's taxonomy places the organism in Eukaryota, Viridiplantae, Streptophyta, Zygnematophyceae, Desmidiales, Closteriaceae.